This is a messenger RNA of Cylicocyclus nassatus, 1282 nucleotides long. NCBI's taxonomy places the organism in Eukaryota, Metazoa, Nematoda, Chromadorea, Rhabditida, Strongylidae. The record is from the annotation of a GenBank genome assembly.
GGAACCGAUCCAUACGAUGCAAUGCAAAGAUGAUAUGCAAUUGUUCGACUUGAAAGAUAAUGCUACACAAGAAUUUUUCCAUGAACUGGAAACUUUCAACCAGAUCUAUACAGUAUUUCAUCGAUAUUUAUGUGCAGUACUAUGUACCGUUGGAGUAGUUGUUAACACUCUGCAUUUCUUUGUUUUGAGUCGACGUGCAAUGCGCGCCUACAUUAUAAAUGCUCUACUUUGUGCUAUGGCAGUGUGUGAUGCUUUGACAAUGGCCUCAUACUUAGUGUAUAUUCUACGAUUUCGAAUUUUUGACAAUCCAGAAGGCUCUUUCGGGUACCCUUAUUCUUGGCUUGUGUUCCUCAUCGUACAUGUAACCUCAUCGAUUGCCUUUCAUACGGGUUCUCUUUAUUUAUCCGUCAUAAUGGCAUAUAUACGAUGGACAGCAUUAGACCGAUUGGAUGCAAAAUGGAUUAACAGCAGUGCCAUCAAGCACAUAUUUUUCUUCACUGCAUUCUCCGUUACCUUCAUCUCUAUACCAAACUUAUUAGUUCACAAAAUCGUCUCGCUCAAUGAGAUUUUUCACACCAAUGUAACCGAGUAUGACCAUCUCUACACCGUAGAACUAGAUCAAUCUGGUCUGAAUGGAUGUAUGUUGUUUCGAGCCAAUUUGUGGAUUACGGGAAUUUUUUUCAAGGCCGUUCCUUGCGCGCUCUUGCUCUGGUUUACCAUAGCCUUAAUAUGGAAACUUUGUGAGAUGAGCGAAAAACGGCGAUUACUUCGCGGUGAUGGCAAUAAUAACAGGAAGGCAAAGUUGAGCAUUGACAAAACAACUUUGAUGCUAAUCAUUAUGUUGGUUGUCUUCCUCUGCACUGAAUUACCGCAAGGGAUGCUAGCCAUUCUCUCUGCUAUCUUCCCCACGCAUAUACACAUGAUGGUCUAUGUCAACGUUGGGGAAGUGCUGGACUUAUUAUCACUAGUCAACUGUUUGACAUCGUUCGUGCUCUACGUCUGCAUGUCCAGCACAUAUCGUGCCACAGUCAAACAACUUUUCAUGCCAAAUCACAAAACCGCCAUCCAGAAGACCACGCUAGCAGCGCAGUCCUUGAAACUGCUCAUGUCAUGAUAGCACGAGAACUGGUCCCUGACGUGUAGCAAGAAGUUAUUAAUGAUGAUUGUUAUGUGGUCGCUCCUGGUCUAUUUUCGCCCAAUUUCACAAAUGUCAGUCAUAAGAGCUUUUCCAAAGCAAUUGUGAAAAGACAUUAGUGGAAAUACUUCUGUUACAUUGUUGCCU